UUUGUUUAAUAAAAAUAAUAAUAGUGGAAGUAACGAACGAACAAGUUGUAGAAGAAGAAGACGCGCUUAUAGAAUCCUCCAACAUUGAACCAUUCCCACUCACACAAAUUUUCCACAAUUAUAAAUGCGACCAAAAUUCAUUCAUUCACAUAUUGACAACACCUGACUUUCCAAAAAUGCAUCCACCACAGCAAGGAAAGCCAUCCUACAAUAAGCCACAACCAGCCGCUGCCACAGGUUUCCCGGUCAUCUUCGACAGCGAUCCAUCCAUAUACUCCGACAACCCAUCCUCCAACUACCAGCCGCCACCUCCUCCUCCACCCAAGCCAAUAGUUGAGUGGUCCACCGGUCUUUGUGAUUGCUGUUCUGACCCCGGAAAAAGUUGCAUAACAUUCUGGUGUCCAUGUAUUACUUUUGGGCAAGUUGCGGAAAUCAUUGACAAGGGAUCCACUUCAUGUGGUGCUAGUGGGGCAUUGUACACGUUGAUAUGUUGUGUGAUUGGGUGUGGUUGUUUGUAUUCUUGCUUCUACCGUUCAAAGAUGAGACAACAAUAUGGCUUGAAAGGAAAUGAUUGUACGGAUUGUAUCAUUCAUUGUUUCUGCGAGGCUUGCGCCUUGUGUCAAGAAUAUCGUGAGCUCGAACACCGUGGAUUUAACAUGGUUAUCGGGUGGCAUGGAAAUGUGGAGCAACGGACUCGAGGAAUAGUGAUGGCUUCAGCUGCAGCUACGACUACUGCCCCAACGGUCGAAUUGGGCAUGAGUCGUUGAAGUGACUCAAGACUUAUAUCAUAUGUAUAUGUAGUUGUUAUUGAGACAAGUGUGUUGAUAGUCUUUGUGUUCAUCUCGAAUAUAAUACUAUUAGUGUCUGAAAUAAGUGUGAUUUGUUAUCGUUUUUUCAAAAAGAUAUUGGGUGUAAAAAUUUGCAGUGUUUUGUGUCAUAUUUAGCGCAAAGAAAAAUAUUGCUAAUGUUUAUUAUAUAUUAAACACAUAACACUUUAUUUUUAA
This is a messenger RNA of Lathyrus oleraceus (garden pea), 1004 nucleotides long. Its product is annotated as protein PLANT CADMIUM RESISTANCE 2. The record is from RefSeq and is a predicted model, not a curated record. NCBI's taxonomy places the organism in Eukaryota, Viridiplantae, Streptophyta, Magnoliopsida, Fabales, Fabaceae. The transcript has 4 exons. Bases 177 to 767 code for a protein of 196 amino acids.